AUGUCUCCCAAAGUCCUCUUGAUGGGCCCCAUGCCCUACGUCAAGGAACAUUUCUUCGCCCAGGUCUCCCCUCUCGCCGAGAUCGUCCAGCUCUCUUCGGUCAGCUACGAAGAGCUCGAGACGGACUUUACGACCAAGUACAGCGGCGUCAAGGCAAUCUACCACUUUCGAGAUCCCGGGAGUUUCUUUGGACACCUCGGGGAAGACUUUUUCAAGCGCGUCCCUGAGUCGUGCAAGGUCGUCUGUCACUUGGGAGCGGGGUAUGACGAUAUCGAUGUCGAGUCUGCAAAGAAGUACGGGAUCCGAGUCACGCACACUCCCUCCGCCGUAGACGACGCCACAGCGACAACCACCAUCUACCUCAUCAUCUCCGCCAUGCGCCAAUUUGCCAAAGCUGAAGUCGCUUGCCGCGCUGGCGAAUGGAAGAAGAACCUCCCGCUCGCGCGUGAUCCAGAACACAAGACGCUCGGUAUUGUUGGGAUGGGAGGUAUCGGAACGGUGGUAGCGAGGCGGAUGGCGCUGGGGUGGGGAAUGAAGGUCAUCUACUACAACCGCAAGAAGCUGGCAAAGGAGCCAGGGGACUUUGUGGUGGAGUACAAGGAGUCGCUGGACGCGUUGUUGGAAAAGGCGGAUGUGGUGUCUCUGCAUGUUCCUAUGAGCGCAAAGACGAAGGACCUUAUUGGCAAGGCGCAGCUGGACAAGAUGAAGACGGGAAGUGUGCUGGUCAAUACUGCUAGGGGCGGUCUGAUCGAUGAAUGUGCUCUUCUCGAGGUGCUCUCCAGCGGCAAGCUCCAGGGUGUCGGUCUCGAUGUCUACCCAGAUGAGCCUCGCAUCAACCAAGAGUUCUUCAAGUACCCAUGUGUCACGUUGCUCCCGCACAUGGGCACAGAAACUUGGGAUUCGCGCGACAAGAUGGCGCUGAUGGUUCUGGACAACAUCUUGGCUUGUCUGAAGGGUGAAGCGCUUCCGAACAUCGUCCCGGAGCAUCAGUAG
Messenger RNA from Dioszegia hungarica, 993 nucleotides. Its product is annotated as D-isomer specific 2-hydroxyacid dehydrogenase. The record is from RefSeq and is a predicted model, not a curated record. Bases 1 to 993 code for a protein of 330 amino acids. Gene Ontology annotation, cellular component: cytosol. The transcript has 7 exons. NCBI's taxonomy places the organism in Eukaryota, Fungi, Basidiomycota, Tremellomycetes, Tremellales, Bulleribasidiaceae. Gene Ontology annotation, molecular function: glyoxylate reductase (NADPH) activity; NAD binding; hydroxypyruvate reductase [NAD(P)H] activity.